AUGUUUGAUAAGCAGACAGAGGAAAUGAAAGCUCUACAGUACUCAAUGCAGUCCCUGAAAGCAACCAAUAGCCCCCCAGCAUCUAACCCCUCCGGCCAUGCAAACUCUUAUCAGGAUGCGGCUCUAGCAAGUCACCUGACAUCAACAAAGUCCUCUUUGGUCUUGAACUGGAUGCAGGGCAAUACCAAUGGAUCCAUUGGCACAAAUGGAACACUAAGCACCUCUCCAAGCAACCAAGCAACCCCAUUUCCACUGAAAACAGACCUGGAGAUCCAUAUCCAAGGUACAGACCACCAGAUCAUCGACCCGUUGCGCCACCAGAAGGAGGCCAAGGUUGUGGAGCAGGCAAACCAGGCCAUUAAAGAAUCAAACAAUGCUAUAAUUGUCCACCGGUCAGUCUCUACAGGCUGCAUCCUGCCCAGCAGGGAUGUUAUCCUGCAUGCAGAGAGCCUGGAAAAUGUGGAACAACUAGCCAGAGCAGCAAAAGACUGGUGCCUCACCUUUGGAGACAAUGCAACCAUCAAAAGAAGAACUUAUCACAUUGUUAUGAACAGUGUCAACUGCAAGCUUGAUCUAGCAGCUGCCCCAGCACACAUUAAGGUGGAUAACUUAGGACGCCUGGCCUCUGCCCCCACAGCAAUCACAUACACUGGGUGGCUUCUUGGUCCUUGACAUAUC
Aspergillus glaucus CBS 516.65 is the source of this 678-nucleotide messenger RNA. RefSeq lists its product as uncharacterized. NCBI's taxonomy places the organism in Eukaryota, Fungi, Ascomycota, Eurotiomycetes, Eurotiales, Aspergillaceae. The record is from RefSeq and is a predicted model, not a curated record. Bases 1 to 672 code for a protein of 223 amino acids. The transcript has a single exon.